Oryzias latipes (Japanese medaka) is the source of this 2999-nucleotide messenger RNA. RefSeq names its product neuralized E3 ubiquitin protein ligase 1B (gene neurl1b). Gene Ontology annotation, biological process: ubiquitin-dependent endocytosis. Gene Ontology annotation, cellular component: early endosome. The record is from RefSeq and is a predicted model, not a curated record. Gene Ontology annotation, molecular function: ubiquitin protein ligase activity. NCBI's taxonomy places the organism in Eukaryota, Metazoa, Chordata, Actinopteri, Beloniformes, Adrianichthyidae.
CGAGCAGAGGGAGCAGAUAGUGCAGAAAGGAGGGGGCUGCUGCGCGCCAGUUGGAAGUGUCUGCCUGUCGCAGCGGCUUGACAUUAAGAGGAGCGCGUCCAUGCUCCAGCUUGGAGCUGCACGGAGACCUGGAAGCGCGCGUAGGGACGGAGGCAGGCACGCGGAAGCCUGGAUACAUGGAUGCGCAGAGGGAUCAUCCUGCAUUUAAGUUUUCAGCCUGUGCGAGAAAUUCCCGGAUAUAAUGGGGAAUACGACACCUAAGCCACUAAUUGAUGCGACUCUUCAACCCCGUCUGGUGGCCACAAGGCAGUACUACACCCUUCCCAACAGUGUGGCCGGUGUAGAGAGAAGAACGUCUGCUCUUCCGGUCGGUGCCAACUUGGAGCCCCUUCGCUUUCACCCGCGUGCCAAAGGCAAGAACAUCAGGCUCGAUGGGCAGCUUCGCCGCGCCACUCGCAAGAACAGCUUCUGCAAUGGCAUCACUUUCAGCCAUCGGCCCAUCCACCUUUACGAAAAGGUACGUCUGCGCUUGACCGGCGUACACAAUGGCUGGAGUGGAGCCCUUCGCUUUGGCUUUACCAGUCUGGAUCCCAAUGACUUGGUGGCUGCUGACAUUCCUAAAUAUGCCUGCCCUGACCUGGUCACACGCCCUGGUUACUGGGCAAAGGCUCUGCCCGAGAGACUGGCUGUGAAGGACAAUGUUCUGUCUUUCUGGGCUGAUCGCCAUGGGCGUGUUUUUUAUAACAUCAAUGAUGGAGAGCCCAUCCUCUUCCACUGUGGGCUCAGCAUUGGCUGUCCACUCUGGGCCAUCAUAGAUAUCUACGGCAUCACCCAGGAGGUCAUAUUACUAGACAUCAAAUUUGCUGAGAGCGUGGGGUCCAGCUGCCUGAGUUCGGCCCGCCUGAGUGCCUACGUGCCCCAAAGCAGCCACGACUCGGCCAAUUACAACAACAACCAGCUGGAAAACAACCAGGCUGCCGCCGCCAAGAUGGCCAACCUGCAGCUUAACAGCUACUCGCAGAUCAUCCCCUGCUGCUCCUCCUCCCCCUCUGCCUCCUCCACAUCCUCGUCCGUCUCCACCGCAUUACCGAGGCUGCUCCGGAGCUCGCCACCCCUGCUGGACAAUGAUUUGCACUUUCACCCCACCCGUGGCUCCGAUGUGAUUCUCUCUGCGGACCGCUCAGCUGCCUGCAUCCAUUUCCUGGACAGCAGUCGGACUCUGGUGUUUAGUGACCGGCCGCUUCAUAUAGGCGAGACUCUAUACGUGGAGGUUGGUCACCUGGGCUUACCGUACUUUGGGGCUCUGUCUUUUGGCCUUACAUCAUGCGACCCGGCCGGUCUGCAUGCCGCGGAUCUACCAGCCGACCCGGAGGUUCUUUUGGACCGGAAGGAGUAUUGGGUGAUGCACAGAGGCUUCCCCAUCCCGUGUUCAGGAGAUGUCCUCAGUUUCAGCCUACUGUCCAGUGGAGAGGUGCAUCAUGGGGUGAAUGGAGUGGGGCGUGGCAGGCUGCUCUGUGUGGACUCCUCUCAAGUCCUGUGGGCCUUUUUCACCCUGCAUGGAGCUGUCAACAGACUCAGGAUACUCGGAACGCUGCAGUCCAGCCCUCCUUCCACAUCCCCCACCAUUUCUCAGAGCAGCAGCCCAGAUGACAGUGACUCAGACCCGGCGUUCAGUGUCAACAGAUCCUCCUCUGCGUCAGAAUCCUCUCUGGUGACAGCUCCCAGCUCUCCCCUCAGUCCUCCCACCUCUCCUCCCCUCACUGCUCAGAAGCUGCCCCCUGCUGGGAAAAACGGAGAAUGCACAAUCUGCUUCGACCAGGAGGUGGACACUGUUAUCUACACCUGUGGACACAUGUGUCUGUGCAACGACUGCGGCCUGAAGCUGAAGAGACAGAUCAACGUGUGCUGCCCAAUAUGCAGGAGGCCCAUCAAAGACGUGAUAAAGACGUACCGGCCGUGAUGGCACCGAGGUUUAGGUCUGGAUGGCUUCCGACCUUUUAUUUUCUCCUCAGGCUUUGCAGAAGAUGGGUUUCGACUCCGACCAGAGAUGCCAGGACUGUGCUGCUUCUCUUCCACGCUGUGUGGGCAAAUGUAAUCAAUAGAAACAGACCAGACUGGGAAUCAUUUUCAUAUCCCCAGUAAGCGGCUGUGCACGGGUGAAAAAUAAAGACAAAAACACAUUUUUCCUUUUGUAUUUUUAACGUAAUACCUUUGUUUGAGCGGAAAGACCUUCUGUUUCUUUGUAUUUUCAUUGUCCUACAUUUGUAAUGCUCUUCAGCAGAGCAUGUGCUGUGACUUCUAGUGCCUUAGACUUUUGUAACAGCGUUUGUCCAAAUAAAUAUGCUAACAAUCCUAGCCAUAUUUUCCAUUGUUCCCAACUGAAAGCUCCCGAUGACAAAGCAAUCAGGAUUCUAAAUCGCAAAGAUGGAUUGAAGCCUGUAUUUGAGUAAAAAAAAAAAAAAGGGAGGUUGCAGCUGUUCGAAGGGGUGUCCAUGCUGUUUAUGAAGAAGGAUGUUUGAUUUGUGAAAUGCCAGGUUGGCUUUGCACCGAAAGAGAAUAAUAAACAUGAUAUGAAUGAAUCUGUGUGCAGAUGAACAGUAAAAAACAAAUCAGACAUUGUGGAUAAGUCUUAAAAAAACGUACUUUUCUUUAUUAAUUGUAUUACAGCCAUUCUUACAAGUUUUAAAUAAAUCAGCAAAGGUUUGGGAAAUGCACUUUUUUUUUAAAUCAGGAGAUAUCAUCUUUUUCUUUUUACUAUUAAGGCACAUAAUUUGUUAAGGUAAAAAGAAAUUACGAUCCAAAUUCAAAUAAACGGCAAGACAGUAAAAACAAACUACAGUGUUAAUACGAAACUUCCCGUAUAACCCUUCCGCUCGCUUAGGUUGGCAUGUGCUUUGGGGUCUGCAUGACCCCCCUGCAAAAAAUGUAACUCCUUCCGCUGUGUUACAGGGCAUAAGUGACCCCACGAUGCAUUUCUCGGUGGCCAGCACGAAACCCAU